Molecule: messenger RNA, 1840 nt
Organism: Eucalyptus grandis
Lineage: Eukaryota; Viridiplantae; Streptophyta; Magnoliopsida; Myrtales; Myrtaceae
Product: mitogen-activated protein kinase kinase kinase 17
Exons: 1
Coding region: 249-1820 (523 amino acids)
Biological process (GO): protein phosphorylation
Molecular function (GO): ATP binding; protein kinase activity
Source: RefSeq, a predicted model, not a curated record
UCCAUGUUCCGUGUUCUCUCUUUCCUUUCACGCGCCUCCCCGCCCGCCUGCCCAUAUAUAUUCUCGUUUUCAGCUUUGGACCCCCUCAAAAAGUGACCCCCAAGGAAAGAACACACGCUCCUAGUCCUCCCACAAUUCCCUCAGCUUCUUCUCUCCAUCUCUCUUCCACUCUGCUUCAGACAGACAUCACACCCCGCAAAUUCGGAGAAAAAGAGGAACUUGAAUUCGCGGAAGUCUUUGUCUCUUCCAUGGCUUCGUGGGUCAGAGGCCGGUGCAUCGGCCGAGGAUCUUUCGGCACCGUCAGCCUCGGGUUCGACAAGCGAACCGGCGAGGUCUUCGCCGUCAAGUCCGUCGACGCCGCCUCCUGCCUUCCCCAUCAGAUCGAGUCCUUGGAGAACGAGAUUCGGAUCCUCCGCUCGCUCCCGCCGUCGCCUCACGUGGUCGCGUACCUCGGCGACGACGUCACCCGCCACGAGGGUUCAGCGAAGACGGCGUGCCGGAACCUGCACAUGGAGUACGUGCCCGGCGGCACCGCCGCUGACUCGGCGGCCCGCCGGUGGGGCAAGUUCUCCGACGCGGACGAGGCGAUCGUGAGGUCGCAAGCCCGGUGCGUCGUCUCUGCUCUGCAGCAACUGCACGCCGGAGGCAUUGUGCACUGCGACGUCAAGGGGAGGAAUAUUCUGGUGGGUCAGGACCCGAGAUCGGCGAAGCUCGCCGAUUUCGGCUCGGCGAUCAGAAUCGGCGAGUCGGGGGAUAGGAUCGCGCCACGUGGGAGUCCCCUGUGGAUGGCGCCAGAGGUGAUCCGCGGCGAGCGCCAGGGCGCGCCCAGCGACGUCUGGUCUUUGGGCUGCGCCGUCGUGGAGAUGGUCACGGGCCGGCCGCCGUGGGAGGAUCACGGCGUCGACACGCUGACCCGGAUUGGGUACUCGAGCGAGGCGCCCGAGUACCCGGCUCAGCUGUCGAAGCUGGGCCGCGACUUCCUCGAGAAGUGCCUCAGCAGAGACCCGGAGGCGCGGUGGAGCUGCGAUCAGCUGCUGCAGCAUCCCUUCUUGCAGAAGGACGCGGCGGACGACUCGUCCCCGCGGUGCGUGCUCGACUGGGUCAGCUCGGAAUUCGAAGACGAAGACAACGACGACAACGACGACGCCGACGAGGCGGGCCCGAGUUCGAAUUUCGUCUCCGACGAGGACGUGGCCGACGCCAGGGCUAGGAUCGGUAAAUUGAGUUCGAGCGGCGGGGCGAAUUGGGAAUCGGAUGAUUGGACGGUGGUGAGGAUGAACGGAGAAUGUGACCCUGAGGCGGAGGAGCAGGAAGAGGCGGGGACAAGCUCGCAAUAUCGCGAAACGUCAGGGGCAGAACGGGGAAACGGGAGCGGAAUUGCGGAAUAUUCAAAUUCGAGCGGCAGGCUUUUGGCAACGGAGGCCCAGUCGUGCAGUGGCAGCUCGUCGUCGGGGGAGGAGGGUGGUGGGGGUGGUGGUUACUUAGCUGUUGGGGAAAAAGAAAUGGUCUUUUACAGCUUGCGUGGUGCGGUGGUGUCGUUAUUACAUUAUUAUUGUCAUUGCUUGUUGAGAAUCUUGUCGCGGAAUAUACUUUUGCUUUUCUGUUAUAUCACAUUUUCGCAUUCUCUCGCGGUUUUCUUAUUCUUCUCGUGGUCGAUCGAUGAAAACGGGUGCUUUCACGGCCCGCGACGAUCCAUCCAGCAUGAGCCGCGUGCCCCCGUUCUGGGCAGCGCUCCCUUUUCGGUUUUGCUUCUUCAUAGACGCAUCGUGCACGUGAAGCUAUAUUCUGGACGCCCCUGUAAUGCGCAUGAUGCGUCGUGAGCAGUCGCGCGAUCGAAGGC